UCAGCUUUUAACAUUUUCUCUCACGCUAAUAAACUGUCUAAAACGUUUUAGAUAGACAAGCAAACCAUAGUUGUUGGUGGUUGUUGCCUAGGGGAGCAAGAAACGGAGCAAAGCAAACCCAGUUCAGUAGUCAACAUAAAGUGACACGUUUAAUUAGAGAAUCAAAUGAUAGUAUAGGCUAAGUAUAGGCUAACGUUAGUUCAUGAGCCAUUGGGCCGUCGGGCAUACUUGUGUGAUGAUGUCUCAUUGUGAUUUUUUUGUGAUUUUUUUAAAUGUCCCAGUGUUGUGCGAAAGCAUUGGGAGCUUGCUGUGUGUUAUCGCUCUUUCUUUCUUCCCUAAGUUACCUCUUAACAUGGCUGGCAAAACUUCAAACGUUACAAUUUGUCAACACGUGCGAAAAAUGUGCUACAGAGGUAAGGUUAGAUAGUAGUCCUCUGUUAUUUUCAAGGUUCUGAACAAAGUGUUGAGUUUGCUAACUAAUUCUCCACAACAAGUAAAGUUGAAGGCAAUGUCAGCUUCUGACAGCUAACGUUAUCAACUAAGCCUAAGAAAUGUGUGAAAAUAUCGCGAAUAUUCUAUUCUGAAUAUGUCAUUUAGCUUUUGAUACAGAGGUUUUGCAAGAAGUGAACAAGCAGCCACCGGUAAAGUAAACAUCUGUGCACACCUACUGUACUGUAAUGAAAGCAGCAUACUGACAGUGACAGUUAAACUACAACCAAGCUCUCAACUUUUUCCUCAGCACACCAGUACAAAAUGGAAGGUAAAAAGGGACCUGAGCACGGAAAGACUUAUGUCAGGUUAAAGGAUGAACACAGGAAACCCUGUCCACUAAAACCAGAGGUUGGUUUAAGCCUGUGGGACGCCGCUGAAUCGGACACAGAGAGCUUGGUCCAGGAGAGGGACUACCAGCUUGAGCUUCAGAGGCGAAUUGGUGUCGAGUCUGGUGACCAAAAAAUGACACAACCCCAAGAGGAAGACACAGAUGGCUCAUGUCUAGAUGAGGGGGAACUUCAUGUCUAUGAUAGUCUCGAGGUAUCAGCACUCAGGCAGAACAAAAAGAACAUCCAGCAGCAGAGCAGAGACAAAGAGGUGUCCAGACAGAUGCACUACGAUGACACCUACGCAGAAUUGCGCUACGAUCCCAACUGGAGGACUAAUCUUGAGGGAGCUCGACAGUUCGACAAGAUGACCCCACCACUUCCCCUCGAGGAAGAAUCCUACAACUCGGAUGAACAAUCUGAGGAGAGCCAUAGCGAGAGAGGACAGGAGCUUUCAGGGAGUGGAGGAUACAGAUACAUAUUUUCCUGCAGUCCAGAUCUUGCAGAGAGUAUGACUCCAGAAAUCACAAGUAACGAACUUCAAUCUAAACACCCCCUAACAUCUUACCACCUCCCCCCACUGCAGAAUCAAGUUAUCAGAGAGGUUUCACCUGCAUUUUCCUACCACCUUCAUCAGAACCAAGUUAGAGGGGAUAGCUUGCCAGAGUCCACCCACCCAAGUCCUGGUGUGCCAUCUGAAAAAGCCAUGGAAAGAAACCCACACCAGAGAGUCAAGGCCAACCGAGGUAUGAGGAAUCCAACCAAUGCCACUGGUGGUGAAAUCCAAGCUAGCUUUCCUGACCUGGAAGACCGUUACAGGGAGACACAUGACAGAUAUGAUAGAGCUUUUCAGAUUUACUACAAUCAAGAGCAGUACGGACAGGCUAGUGGGACAGUGGCCGAGAAACAGUUACAGAAUUCGAUGUCCUCUAAAUCAAAGGGUUCGCGGCACUUGUCCAGCAGAAAGCCAGACAUACCAAGGGAGGACAUCAUUGAACGCAACAGAGUGACACUGGGGAUCAACGCAGCCAAACAGGGCUCGUACCUGAGGGCACAUGCACAACAGAAGGAGGUGAAAUCAGACAGCCAAAAUCAGGUUUGCGAUACUACAGAGGAGAUUACCAUUGGUGGGAACCAGGAGGAGGAAAGCCAAGGGGACAAUUCAGACCCGGAGCUGAGGUGGCUCCAGAAAACCCAGCAACUCAAGGUAACUCAGAUCUCCAAAGAAAAGCAAGCUCAGCAGAGAGUGAAUCCCAAACCCCCCAGUGAGAAGAGACUCCUGGCUCAGGGGGUCAAAGCCAGGCCAAGAGACUGCUACCUGAGCCCCCUCACCGACACCACCAGACCUGCAGCCAGGACCCAGGCUCACUCCCACCCCCACCACCAACCCCAGCACUUACCCCACCUCCAGGCACUCAGUGACACAGAUUCCCAGUCUAGCAUACUGGACACCCAGCCAAACCAGCCCCAAUGCAUCCCCUUAACACAGUCCCCCACCAUCCACCUCAACAUCAACACGUUGUCCAAGUUCCUCGCUUUUAUGCACUGCAAUCACCAGGACGCCGUUCUCACCAUACCCAAGCCCUGUAGUGGCCCCAGCCCCCAAAUGAAGCCACAGUCUAUAGACGGAUACAGCCCUAACGCCAAUGUACCACUUAGGAACACCAUCCUGGUAAACCCUUACUCCCACCCAGGCCCUCACCCCUGUCCCCAAGACCACGGUUCAUUACAGCUGGCUUUGGUUCCACAGGCUGAUGUGUCUCCACUGUGUCCAGGUCGGGGCUCUCGCAGCAGUCAGGGCUUCCCAGGGAUGCCCCCUCUCUGCCAGGGCAGCAGAGAACCACCGCAUCUCUGGCACCAGGAGAACGCCCCAUUGCAGCGUGAAAACCACAUUGUCCUGCAGUAUGAUGAUGAGGAUAGUCACAGGUCUACUUACACCGCAGAGACAAAAUACUCCUCCUGCUCCUACACAGUGCUGCCCCCUAUAGGUAAAAGAACGACGGGAGACACUGAGCUAGGCCAUGACAGAGCUGCACAGAGAUUCACCUCCAUGCAGAGAAGCAGCUCUGAGGCCUACCUGGCACAGAUGAGGAGAGAGAAACAACUGAAAGAGAGAGUAAUUUACAAGGCCUACACCCUGAAGGACUAUAAGCAGCUGAAGCAGGACGUUUAUCUUGGAGGCCUUGGGCCUGAUUACACCACCACAGAAAUUACAGCCGAGAAAAUGAGACGACAGAAGCUGUAUUCAAAUGUGAUCCGCGAGCAGAACAAGAAGAUAAGUAGGAUUCCCUUUCUGCCAGCCGCCAGGAACGCAGUGGGCAGCAACAACAAGGACAACAUGGUUCCUAGGAGGAAGGCCCUGGAGUACGCCAGGAGCAUCCUGAGGCCCAAGGUAUUGCCCCAGGCCCAGCAGCCCAAGACCAGAGAGCCAGAGAGAGCCCAGGGGUCCCUUAGGGGCAACACUCGCCUCCGGGAGGGCCUCGACCUAUCCCAGCUGGCCACAGUGGAGGCCCUGAGGAAACGGCACGAGCAGGAGAAACAGACUGUGGCCAAUGUGGUGCAUGCCAUCUGACACAGCACCGGCCCAUUCACUUUACAGCACACUGGAGUCACCCAACUGGAGUCACCCUUAAAGCUGACAUGGCUGUUUGACUUUUGAAGAAACUCAGCAUAUGGACUAUAUAGACAAUAUGGAGGAAUAAGCAGGGGAUUAGUGCAGCAAUCAUUCAUUAAUGCUUGUGUCUAUAAUUGCAGUUUGAGGUGUUACAGUGUAGCCUGUCUUUUUGUGGUUGAUGACAUAAGCAUUUACUGUAUGAAAGUUUUUAACAACUAGUGUUGCUGUUAAACAUAGCUUACGUGUUUCAUCAUAUGAUUUGAUGCACUUAAACCAUAGGUAAACAUGGUACUUAUUCAGUACCAUACCGUAACUUACACUAUAGGCAAACAUAGUACUGUAAUCCCAAACCAAGUGGAUUUUUUUAGCUUGCAGUUGAUAAUAAGGUAAUAUAUUGAUGUUUGAAUAAUAUGCAAAUGGUUUGUACACAUUUCAGAUAAAUCAUGCUCUGGCUAUUGAUGAAUCCUCAAGUACUUGAAUAUCUCUCUGCUAAUAUUCUUAACCUUACAAUUGCUCAUGAGUCAUGACCUGAGUGAACAUGACCUGAAAAUGUCUAAUACAGUACAGCUGCUCAAGUCAAUUCAGGCAUAACACAUAUGGUUUGUUGUUGUAGUACAAUAUUACACAUAUUAGUACAAUAUCACACAUAAUAGUGCAAUAUUACAAUCUGAGAGAACAUGUACACCUAAAGCUUGUAGGUUGUUUGAUGACAAGGAGUAGGCAACUGAGUAAAAAUACUGUGGGUAGACCAUUGGUACUUUUUUUGGGAAACAGUACAGUGUACUCCACCUGUUUUUCUCUGUUGUUUUGAUUGCACUUGACAUUGAAACAUCCACUGUAAAUUCAACAAUACGUCAUUAAAUCAAAAAGCUUCCGGUA
Oncorhynchus kisutch (coho salmon) is the source of this 4311-nucleotide messenger RNA. RefSeq names its product junctional cadherin complex regulator (gene jhy). The record is from RefSeq and is a predicted model, not a curated record. Gene Ontology annotation, biological process: axoneme assembly. NCBI's taxonomy places the organism in Eukaryota, Metazoa, Chordata, Actinopteri, Salmoniformes, Salmonidae. The transcript has 7 exons. Bases 754 to 3390 code for a protein of 878 amino acids.